AUCCUCUCACAACAAAAGAAAAAAAGAUUCGCCACUUUACCGCCAAAUAUUCCCGCUCGCUUUUGACCUUUGGUAUCUAAGGUUCCUCAGCUCCAUCUUUGUUGCCUUCAAAACCACGUGGCUUUUAUGAGUGGGCGUUCACUACCACACUUUUUUUUACUUGGAGUGCUUUCCAGCUACCUAGACAGAAUGGAUUUGCAAGGUCUCUGUCAGGAGUAUGUUGAUGGUCACUCUGCAUCAGAUGCUCCAAAGACUUUAGCACAGAGUAUACAAAAGGGGACUACUGAUCUCCUAAAGCUGGUAGAGGCACUUGGAACCUACCUCACAAGCACUAACGUUGACAAUCGGUGCUAUGGUACAAAGAUGCUGGCAGAAGUUCUAACUCAUUUGAACCUCCUCUCACACAAACUGCCCCUGGAGGAUGUGGAGUACUUGAUUGCGUUUCACUGUGACCGACUCAAGGACAGAGCUAUUUUGCUACCACAUGUACUGACUGGGAUACACGCCAUGGUGUCUCGCUAUCAGCUCAGUGAUGAAAAUGUUGUUCUGGUGUGCAGAACCAUCUUCAAGGAAGUACAUAAUCAGUCCCUGUCGUAUGCGGACCGCUCUCUUCUCUACUCAAUUAUGGAGCAUUUCCUAGUCAAUCACAUCACAGCUGUUCAGGCUAUUGGCAGUGAGUUUGUCUUGGGAUACAUUCAAGCUAUAGACGGAGAAAGAGACCCCAGAAACCUGCUAACUGUGUUCACCUCUGUACCAAUCAUUGUACAGAAACUUCAAUUCGAGACGUUAGCUGAAGACCUAUUUGAGGUGACCUCCUGCUACUUUCCCAUCGACUUCACCCCUCCUCCAAAUGACCCUAAUGCAGUGUCAAGAGAGUCUAUCAUCACUGCCCUCCGAAAAUGUCUCACGGCUACCCCCAAAUUUGCAGAGUUUUGCAUUCCACUUCUCCUUGAGAAGCUCUCCUCUGACAUCCUCUCUGCCAAGUUGGACUCUCUCCUCACCUUGGAGAGUGGAGCUCCCGUGUUUGGGCCUGCUAAUCUGCGGCCAUUUCUAGAUUCUCUCUGGGCAGCUAUCAGGAAAGAAAUGUUCAUGUCCUCUAGUGCCGAAGUUCAGUUGGUGGCUGCCAAAGCAUUAUCGUCCUUAUCGUCUACUUUCUCCACACCGCCACAUGUUAGCGGCCACAGUGAAGACUUACUCAAGUCACUAAUCGAUCAAAUCUUGCAAGACUGUCAGAGAUACUUGAGAGAUCCGGGGUCAAAGUUGAUACAACCUGCUGUGCAUGUGUUGUGUGCAGUGGCUCGAGGUUCUGCCGCUGCUUGUACUUACACCAUCGCCAUGGUGAUGCCUUUGCUGCUGGAAGAGUAUGCUUUAUUACCGCAGGAGGGCUUACGUCGGACUGUAAUGGAAGCGAUGCAUUCGUUUGUUGGUGUGGUCAAAGACACAUGUUCGGGGGACAGUGGUGGAGGCCCGUGUCCUUUAUUGGAGUUCAAAGGUCACUUGUUGAAGUUCAUACUCUUGUCAGCGGCGCAGGUGCAAACACCUAGUAUUGUCGUAUCUAUAGCAACAAUGAGGGACUUGAUUGAAAUACAAGGCCUACUGGAACCCACACAGGUGACCUCCUGCUGUGACUACCUCAGGACCUUGGCCCUGUGCUCGCAAAAUGACUCCGUGAGGAAAGGCAGCUGUGCAUGUCUCAGUGUGCUGGCUAAGUGCUACCCAGUCCUGACCAGAGACCACCUAGUGUCACCACUGCUGCAGACUGUGUCUGACCCUUCUCAGAUCACUUUGACGACGCCGUGCACCCUCCGAGCCCUCACGUCCCUCUCGACCCACCCUGACCUACUCACGCUCAUUCUCCCAUCCCUAACCAACUACCUCUCUGCCAUUCUCGCCCACCCCUCCCCCAACUGGGAGGUAGCUCAAUACACAGCCGCCUCUCUACUCUCCCUAGUAACAGAGCUUGGCAACAGUGACAUCUGUAGGGGGUUGCUGGAGGGCACAGAUGGGGUGUUAGUGAGGGUGGUGUGCCUGUGUAUACGGACAAGGGCCCACAGUGAGGAGUACAGUCGUGUUUUGGUCAGGAUUCGGGAGUUGGUGUGGAGAUACUGCCUUUCUGCCUCAGUCGAGGCUGUUGAGUGGCUGUACACAUUUCUGUUGAAACUGCUAGUGUCUGGUGAGCCAGUGCCGUGUGCAGGGGACAUCGUCCUGCCAAAAUUAGAUAACAAGCAACCCCCAGAACACACACAGCUGAUCUGCUUGAUAACUGCGCUAGUCAGUGCUGCAAGAAAACAGGUUGCAGUGCAUAGUGUGGGCACACUAGCCCCGGUGCUGAUGAAUCUCUCUUGCUACUGUCCCCACACAGCCACUAGCCAGCAAUCAGCUCAAGCUUACGCUGCCAUCGUUAAUAAAAUAGAAGAAGGUCCGUCUCUCACAGCUGCUCUCGAUAAUCAGUUGCCACUCCUCCGAAAGUUAAUUACUGAUCCUAGCAAUGAGGUGCCACAACUUGCAGCACUACAUCUGUGGAUAUGGCUAACUAAAGCCAUGGUGACAAAGUCUAGUACGAAUGGGAAGGUGAUGGCAUUAAACCUGCUGAAUUGGUGUGGACAUGGCAGUGAUGAUGUGAGGAGAGAAUCAGCACAUGGUUUCAAAUUGUUGUUUGAAGACACUCAAAGCCUUCUUAACACAAAUUGUCACGCUAACGUUAGACUAUUUUAUAAGCAGCAGUUGUUUAUGCAAGUGGUGCCGCAGAUUGUGGAGCAGUUUAAAGCUGCAGAACCAGACAAGCAGGAGUACCUGCUCCAGUCUCUAUCCCAUUUCAUGCAAGGAGUACCCAAACAGGUUCUUCUCAACGAGCUUCCCAAGCUCCUCCCAUUGCUGCUCAAAUCCCUGUCUUCGAGCGAGGUUGGUUUGAAGGUGUCCACGCUGCAAGGCCUGCUCUCUUUGAUACAAGACACCCCUCUGUCUGUGGCUGAGCACACCCCCACUCUUGUGCCACGCCUACUGGCUCUCGCACAGGACAAAGCAUCCAUGAACAUUCGCCAAGCUGCUCUGAAAUGCAUUGGAGCAUUGACUGCCCUCCCUACCCAUGCUGUGUACCCCUACCAGGGGGCAGUGUUGAGGGGCUUAGCAUCUUGUUUGGAUGAUCGCAAGAGACUUGUUAGACAGGAUGCAGUCAGUGCCAGAUCAAAGUGGUUUUUGCUUGGAACAUAGAGAGAGAAGAAAAAGUCACCCACCAUACAAGAAAAACACUAUAUAAUUAUGUUCGUUAUAAUCAGUUCUCUCUUGCACUUCUUUUUCUCAUCCUCGCCAAGUCUUCCUAUAAUUAUAAUUAUGUUGUGUGUACAAAUUAUAGUAUGUAAUCAUGAAUGUGAAAUACAAUAUUAUUUUUUCAGG
Molecule: messenger RNA, 3393 nt
Organism: Halichondria panicea
Lineage: Eukaryota; Metazoa; Porifera; Demospongiae; Suberitida; Halichondriidae
Product: MMS19 nucleotide excision repair protein homolog
Exons: 29
Coding region: 127-3210 (1027 amino acids)
Biological process (GO): iron-sulfur cluster assembly
Cellular component (GO): cytosolic [4Fe-4S] assembly targeting complex
Source: RefSeq, a predicted model, not a curated record